Polistes dominula (European paper wasp) is the source of this 2164-nucleotide messenger RNA. RefSeq names its product putative ATP-dependent RNA helicase DHX35. Gene Ontology annotation, molecular function: helicase activity; RNA binding; ATP binding. Gene Ontology annotation, cellular component: intracellular anatomical structure; catalytic step 2 spliceosome. NCBI's taxonomy places the organism in Eukaryota, Metazoa, Arthropoda, Insecta, Hymenoptera, Vespidae. The record is from RefSeq and is a predicted model, not a curated record.
AAUAGUGAUAAAUAUAUAAGUGAAAUAUUUAAGUUAUUAAUGUUUAUAUUUUUAAGAAACAAAAUCAAGAAAUGAAUACCAAACCUGUAUUUUCUAAACCUGGAGCUUCAACAUGGCAAGAAGACAGACCAGAUAUCGAUGCACAUUCAUCAACGCAGUUUGUCUACAAUGCUCAUCAUUCGCUUGCACUGGAUAUGCAACGCAAGCGAUUACCUAUAUACAAAAAUAGAGAUCAUAUAAUAUAUCUGCUUGAAAAAUAUCAAACUCUCGUCCUGGUAGGAGAAACUGGAUGUGGCAAAAGUACACAGUUACCACAGUACCUUCUAGAAGCAGGAUGGUGCGAAGAUGGUAAAAUAAUAGGAAUAACAGAACCCAGAAGAGUUGCUGCUACGUCAUUGGCAAGUAGAGUUGCCGAUGAACGUAAUUGCAUAUUUGGUACCGAAGUUGGUUAUUGCAUACGUUUCGAUGAUUGUACCAAUGAAUCUACAAAGAUCAAGUAUAUGACGGAAGGAAUAUUAUUACGUGAAUUAAUGAGCGAUCCAUUGUUGACGACAUAUGCAAUUAUCGUAUUAGAUGAAGUACAUGAAAGAACCUUAAUGACGGAUAUCAUUAUGGGUCUCUUGAAGAAAAUUAUUCGAAAACGUAAAAGUUUGAAAGUCGUAGUCUCCUCCGCAACGGUCGAUGCGGAACAACUACGUGAUUUUUUUAAUUUGAAUACAACAAAGGAUUCUUCAAAGGAUACAGCAGUAAUUAUGAGCGUUGAGGGUAGAUUAUAUCCAGUAGACAUUUUCUAUGUCAGAGAACCAGUUCCGAAUUACGUUACUAGUGUUGUGGACACAGCUUUAAAGAUUCACGAAGUAGAGGAACCUGGUGACAUUUUAGCAUUUCUCACAGGACUCGACGAAGUAGAUCAAGCAGUUUCUCUUUUAUCGGAACAUGCUAAACUUAUAAAGGAUGGAAAACUAAAAUUACAACCACUGGCGAUGUAUGGAUCUUUACCGAAUAAUGAACAACUCAAGGUAUUUUGGAGAGCUGCCAAAGAUACGCGAAAAGUUAUAGUUGCAACAAAUAUCGCUGAAACUUCAAUUACUAUUCCGAACGUCGUUUACGUGAUCGAUUGUGGCUUUGUUAAGAUGCCCUGGUUUGAGCCAGAAACACAAACUAAUAGUCUUACCAUUGUACCGGUAUCUAAAGCUUCGGCUGAUCAAAGGGCCGGACGUGCAGCUAGAGUUCAAAGUGGAAAAACUUUUAGAUUAUAUACAGAAGAAGCAUAUAAAGAAUUACCAGAAGCAACGCCACCAGAAAUGCAAAGAUCGGAUUUAGCACCAGCCAUCUUGCAAUUAAAAGCAUUAGGAAUCGAUAAUGUACUUCGAUUCAAUUUUCCAUCAGCUCCACCCAGUAAAAAUCUUAUAGCAGGCAUGGAAUUACUUUAUGCAUUAGGUGCUAUAGAUAAUGACGGAGAAUUGACGACACCUUUAGGCAUGACAAUGGCGGAAAUGCCAUUAGAGCCUACCUUUGGAAAAUGUCUUAUUGUUUCCGGACAAAUGGGUUGUUCCGAAGAAAUGGCCACGAUAAUAGCGAUGCUUCAAGUACAAAAUGUUUUUAUUCGUCCUGGGGGUGGUCAAGCCAUUGCAAAAGCAAGAGUAGCUCAUCGUAAAUUUGAAGUUGAAGAAGGUGAUCUGUUAACAUUAUUAAAUGUUUAUACAGCUUAUGAGACAAAUAAAACGCCGAGUUGGUGUCAAAAGAAUUUUCUUAAUAACAAAGCUUUACGAAGGGCUUCGGAAAUUCGUGGACAAAUUUGUCGAAUGUUAAAAAGAUUGGAUAUUCCUUUAAUAUCUUGCAAUGGAAACGUAGAACAGAUCUUGAAAUGUAUAACAACAGGAUUAUUUCCGAAAGCUGCCUAUUUACAUUAUACUGGAGUAUACAAAACUAUCAGAGGGAAUAAAGAUUUAUAUAUCCAUUCAAAUAGUUGUCUAUAUACUAUUCAACAACCACAAUGGAUACUUUAUUGCGAAAUAGUACAAACUAAUAAAACUUAUAUGAAAGAUUUAACUGUAAUACAAUCGGAAUGGUUAUUGGAAUUGGCGCCACAUUUUUACGAAAGAACUUCGAUCGAUCCAGUUUAAUAAAAGAAAUAUCAUUUCAUUUGGAAUAUAAAUAUUAA